AUGGAUAAUUUUGAAAGAACAGAACAAAAUUUUCAACAUGUUUGCAAUACAUUAACAAGAAGAAUUAAACAGUUACCAAAUUUUGGUGGUGAAAGGAAAAAGGUUGCAAUUAGAGAAGCUGAGACCGAUAUAGAUGAAGCUUUAAGAUAUAUUUCAGAAAUGGAAAAAAUAGCACAGAAUCAUUCACAAAGAGUAAGAUUACAAGCUAAAGUUAAACAAUAUCAACAAGACAUCCAAAAAUAUAAAAGAGAGUUACAAUUAGCACAAAAUACAUCAUCAAAUUCAGUAAAUAAUCCAUUUUUAUCAGGUCCAGAGGAUUACCAAUCACAAUAUGACAACCAAAGACAGCAUUUAUUAUCAGGUAGUAACAUGUUAGACUCAACAUCAGAUAGAUUAUUAAGAACUCAUCAAAUUUCAGAACAAAAUCAACAAAUUGGAGAAAAUAUUUUAAUGGAUUUAGGUAAACAAGGCCAACAACUUAGAGGAAUGAGAGAUAAACUAGAUGAAACCGAUGAUAAUAUAAAGUCAGCAAGAAAAAUUAUGACUGGUAUGGCCAGAAGACUAGCAACCAAUAAAGUUAUUUUAUCAUUUAUUAUUCUUUUAUUACUAGGUAUCAUCGCUUUGAUUAUUUGUCUUAAAUGGUUAAGAUAA
Dictyostelium purpureum is the source of this 651-nucleotide messenger RNA. RefSeq names its product v-SNARE family protein. Gene Ontology annotation, molecular function: SNARE binding; SNAP receptor activity. The coding region runs from base 1 to 651 and encodes 216 amino acids. The transcript has 3 exons. The record is from RefSeq and is a predicted model, not a curated record. Gene Ontology annotation, cellular component: Golgi apparatus; endoplasmic reticulum membrane; ER to Golgi transport vesicle membrane. NCBI's taxonomy places the organism in Eukaryota, Evosea, Eumycetozoa, Dictyosteliales, Dictyosteliaceae. Gene Ontology annotation, biological process: intracellular protein transport; vesicle-mediated transport; vesicle fusion.